AUGACAAAAACAAAAGUGACGUGAAUUUUUAUUUUUAGCACCUUAAAUUGGUGUUUCUGUAAUGAUUAUUCAUUUCUGACAAGCAAAAAUGUCCUACACAUCCACCUUGGACCCUGAUGAAGCCUUUGAUUAUCUUUUUAAGAUAGUGUUAAUUGGAGAUGCAGCCGUUGGUAAAACUUGCGUUGUGCAAAGAUUCAAAUCAGGAACUUAUACAGAAAAACAUGGCAGCACCAUUGGAGUUGAUUUUACCAUGAAAACAUUAAAUAUUGAUGGUAAAUUAGUAAAGCUUCAAAUAUGGGAUACUGCUGGACAGGAACGCUUCCGUACCAUAACACAGAGUUACUAUCGUAGUGCUAAUGGUGUUAUAAUAGCCUAUGAUAUAACAAAACGUUCCACCUUUAACAGUGUACCUAGAUGGAUUGAAGAUGUUAAACGCUAUGCAGGCAGUAAUAUUGUUCAGUUAUUAGUGGGAAACAAGAGAGAUUUAGAAUCCUUGAGAGAAGUCAGCCAAGAAGAAGCUAAGGCUUUUGCCCAGCACCAUAGAAUGAUUGGAUCUGAAGAGACAAGCGCCAAAGAAAAUACAAAUGUUGAUGAUGCCUUUCUGAAAAUGGCUCAGGAGUUGAAGAAAAAAUAUGGUGGAGAUGCAGGUAUGAUGACAAGUUCAGAUGAUGCAAGAAUAGAUUUAAAUUCACAUUCAGUCAGUGGGAAAUCAGGAGGAUGUUGUGGAUAGCCGUGGUCUUAGUGGAUUUUUUUUUAACAAUAUCAUGACAUUCCUUAAACUAAUAUGAUAUGAGAAACACUUGUCAUAU
Messenger RNA from Lottia gigantea (owl limpet), 809 nucleotides. RefSeq lists its product as hypothetical. The transcript has 4 exons. Gene Ontology annotation, cellular component: trans-Golgi network. Bases 89 to 730 code for a protein of 213 amino acids. Lineage: Eukaryota; Metazoa; Mollusca; Gastropoda; Lottiidae. Gene Ontology annotation, molecular function: GTP binding; GTPase activity. The record is from RefSeq and is a predicted model, not a curated record.